AUGCACAAAAGUGGCCCCCUCGCUGCGCGCCGCUACACACUCGUCUGUUUCCCGUUGCCCGACUCCCCGGGCGUCGAGAGCAACUCCACGCCCAUUUCAGCGCGGCAGGGCCCCGUGGCGCAGUCCGAACGCGUACCGUCAUCGGUGACCCCAGCAAAGCGGAGCGCCGCGGGCUGUACCGGCGCUCGUGUGCCCCCGGACCUCGCUGCGGACGCUCAGCGCCAGUCCCUCAGAGCCCAGCUCAGCAUGGAUGCGAAUCUGCAUGUGAAUGAGCAGAUGGAUGAAGCUCAGUCUCUUCAUGGCAGGACGAGGGAGGACAGUCUCCUCAACAAGUUGACUGAAACUAUUCAGGGGAUCGAAGCUGACAGACGGUCCAGGGUUCAGCAUAAGGAAACAGUACGUGUGAGGAGAUGCAUAGGAGAAGAACCAGGUAGAGGUAGAGAAGAAAGGAUGCCCCGUCCAGCAAAAGAUGAGAAGGAAGAUGAAGGGAGAGGAACGGGUGCUAAUGAAGAGCAGGUGGAGAAAGAGUGCAAGCAAAAAGUUUUGGGAGUGCUGAAGCAGCUGAGUGUUUUUCAUUCAGAGAGAGUGACGGCAUGGAGAGACGUCCUCAGAGAAUGUGCCUCCAUGCUCAACAAGUCUCGACCAGAACCAGAUUGUAAAGUCAUGCCUCGUUCAGACUCCUUCAGUGAUACUUUUCAGAGUGUUGGGGAGGACAUAGACAACAUUAUGCAAAAACUGAGCACAAUCGUAACCAAACUGGAUGCAGAAAUUCUCCAAUUAGCUGCAGAAAAAGCCUCAAGUGUGGAUGCAGCACUUCAGGAAACCAUAGACCCAGAAACUUCAGUGCAACCUGAAGAUGGCAACAAUCACCUGAGCUCCCAUGAUCCACAUGAAUCUGACUCUGGGCGUACACAGGAGUUUGAGGUUGAAGGUGAUCAAAGCCAUACAAGGCCAUCACCCGACACUGAACAAACAUCAGACUUCAGAUUCAGCAGUUCUGACUGCAACGAUGUGAAAGAAGCUGGGAGGGAAUUAGAGGUCAAAGGUCUAGUUAGUGAUAAUGAGGACUGUAUUUCUCCAGUGGGUCAGACUGAUUUACUAAAGGAGACAGAAAAAGAUGCACAGAGAAUAGAUGUCAAAGGCAAAGAAGAGACAAAGAGCGAAUGGAUCACAGUAGGGCUCGCUGGUAAAAUGGAGGGCAGCCAAUCACACGUGCCAGACGCAUGCUUUAUCAGAGCACCUAUGGGUGUGGCUGAAGUCCUGAGAUGUGAAGUGGCCGACGCCUUCAGCUGCCUCAUAGUGACCGGCUCCGAGGAGCUGGUCAGCAGAGUGAUCAGGGUCGCAGUUCACGGCAGAGCCAACUUCCAAUUCCCUGUGACUGUGGUCGUGCCUUUCUGCACACGUUACCGUGGCAGCUACAGGGAUGUCGCUGUCAAGAUAUUUGAUGGGGAGAGGAGGGCGAGCUACGUCACUCCUGUAUCAACAGAGGGCUCGUAUGGAGGACAGAGGGGCUCUUUUGCAGAGGUAAGGGUAUAUUCCCUUGGACUCUUUGCUGUGGUUUCCUGCCUAAAGAGAGAAAAUUACACAGUUCCCAGAAGAGGUUUGUCACUCAAGCUCCCCAUGGACCCCCGCAUUUGUCUCAACUACCUCCCAGGAGCCUUCACCGCUCCAGUAAUGGCACAAACCAUGAUCCAGCCUGUAGACGCCGUCCUCCUGGCUACCGUCAGGUCCAGAAGUGAUGUCUAUUAUUCAGUGGUGUCUACGAGCCCGCUACUCUACCUCGUCCACCCGACCACACAGCCUUUGAGAAGACCUCUCACUGUCACCCUUCCCUGUCCCCCGAACCCUGAGAAAAAGAGGGACAUAAGGGGACAAGGGGAGGAGACAGAGCACCAAACCUGCUGUCUUUCUCCAGCGUGGGAUCAACUUGCUUCCCACAGACUCAGAAUACUAGGCGCCUCCUUGAAGUCCCCAAAGGAAACGUCCAAGGAGCUGCUGAUUGUUCUGGGCUCAAGGGACAAACAGUGGAGCGUCCUGGAGAGGGUCACUGUCAGAAACCAGCAGAACGGACUGGCGUCCUUUGAGCUGACAGAGAACUUUGAAAGACUGCUGGUGGUUCGUCUCCUCUCCCCACUGCAGCCUUGUCACCUCACCUCCCUGGCAGAGGAGUUGGAGGGAUCGGUCGGCUGCCACACGGUCACCGUGGUCCUCCAGUGCCGACAAGACGAGCCUCACACCGUCCUGGUGGCUGCCCUGCCCAGCCGAGACCUCAGCUGGGAGCUGAACAGACUGCGAGCUCAGGGCUACAGCGGGCUCCCGGAGACCUCGUCGGACAUCUCCAUGUGUGAAGGAGAUCAGCUUCUCCUACGUUUCAGUGGCAACAUCGCCUCCACAGGAGCUCACAACGACCAAAACCAUGUCCCGCACGAGCGGAUUGCCUUUCACAGCCAGCGCACGAAUCACCUCUUAGUGCGUCUAACUGAAGUGGACCCAUUUGGGAACUACAGCUCCCCUCACUACAAGGGGACGGCCGCGUUUUACAAGGUCACCAGAAGUCAGCUGGAGUGGCGGGGGGACAAGGCCGUCCCGAAGGACAUAAAGCUCCUCGGAGAUCCCGUGUGUAAGCUGUCUCUGACUUUACCCAAGAAAGUGAGAAGCAUUAAUCGGCCCAUCACAACUAGAGUGAUGUUAUGUGAGGAGACAGAUUCCCUGUCAGACUCUCUUCUUCUCUGGCUGGCCGGGGAACUUUCAGAGGAGGAAAUAGCCCUGUUGGUGCUCUCCCUGCGCCUCCGUCGUAGCGCUGCUCAACUGGUGAAGCUCCGGGCCGGGGGCAACCUGUCCACCCAGGCCUUCCACGUCCUGGCCAUGUGGAGGAGAGGCCUGCCCGCUGCCCCACACCAACCCAAGGCCUCCCAGCUGGCUCACUGCUUGGCCAAGAGCGGAAGGCAAGAUCUGGCCAGAGAGCUGCUCCUGCGACAGGCUGCCGCCACCAGACAGGGCUCGCUGAAAUAA
Xiphias gladius (swordfish) is the source of this 3012-nucleotide messenger RNA. It is a transcript of the gene dthd1, whose product is annotated as death domain containing 1. The record is from RefSeq and is a predicted model, not a curated record. Lineage: Eukaryota; Metazoa; Chordata; Actinopteri; Istiophoriformes; Xiphiidae. The transcript has 12 exons. Bases 1 to 3012 code for a protein of 1003 amino acids.